AUGGCGACCCGCCCGCCGCGCCUGUGGCUGUGGCUGUGCCUGUGCCUGUGGCUGUGGCUGUGCCUGGCCGGGCUGCUGAGCCUGCGGGCGGCCCACGCCCUGCCCCUGCCCCUGCGCCCCGACCCGCGGAACGCCGUGCUGGCGGCGGCCUUGCAGCGCCUGCGGGAGGUCUUUGACAUCGAGGAGCUGCCGCCCGACGUGCUGCCCCGCAAGAAGCCGCCCCAGUUCAUGGUGGAUCUCUUCAACAAGGUGGCCGACGCCAACGGCAUCACCCGCGCCCCGGGGCUGCUGCAGGGAGACGUGGUGCGCAGCUUCGAGGACCGAGUUCACGUGGACCACCACCACUUCUACUUCGACAUCAGCGCGAUGGAGAAGAGCGAGCAGAUGCUGAAAGCCGAGUUCAGGGUCUUCAAGCUUAAGAGGGCGCAUCGGUCCAGAAGGUCCGUCACGCAACACUUCUGCAAAGUGGAAGUGUACGAGCUCUUGGAGAGUGAAAAUAAGCCACAGAAAAAACAUCUCAUUGCAUCAAGAUUAUUGUCCCUCUACACGGAAGGCUGGGAAGUCUUCAACGUCACACAGACAGUUUCCAAGUGGGUUGGAAACAGCAGCUCCAACCAUGGCUUUUGGAUAACUGCGACACAUGUUUCCAAGAAUGGAAUGGAACACGACGUGGUUACGUUUGCCAAGAGCCAGAGCACUUUGCAGGAGAGCAGAAAUGCUCUCCUUGUCCUCUUCACUAACAGUAACAAACGGAGGUCUCACAGCUUUGUACCCUCUGCUACAAAAUCAGAAACAAACCCUGCCAAAGCUGAUGCUUCACAUGUUCCUCAUGACACUGCUGUCAUGGAAAGCAGCAGUGCCAGCAUGAGCAGGAGACCCCGAGCUGCUGCAGCCGCUGCUGCCAGAAGCCCGUUAGCAGCAUGUCACCGAAGGGAGCUCUAUGUAGACUUCCAUGCUAUUGGCUGGUCAGGAUGGAUUAUUUACCCAAGUGGAUACAAUGCAUUUUAUUGCAGAGGAUCCUGCAUCUUCCCUUUGGGGGGAAGUCUAAAUGCAACUAAUCAUGCUACAGUUCAGUCCAUUGUUUAUACACUGAAAUUAUCUCAAGAUGUCAGCAUGCCCUGCUGUGUGCCAGAUGAAUUGAAGUCCCUCAAUCUUCUCUACUUUGAUGGCAAACAGAAUGUUGUCCUUAAAAAUUAUAAAGACAUGGUGGCAACAAGGUGUGGUUGUCAUUAGCAAGAGUUCUCUCUUCUCUGCAUUUGUGUGCACCUGGAUUCAGUUCCCAGUUUGUCACUGAAGAGACCAAAGGAGAUGGCAUUUUAGUUUACAGAGCAGGAGAGACACAAACUGGUCUGUGCUUGAAAUCCUUCUCCUCUCACCAUGGCUAUGGAAAGGUGGCUGGCUUGUGAAGAGCUGAGGACUUCAAGACCUCCAUGGAGAGCUCUUUGAACGCCUGUACACCAAGGAAAGUAUUAAAAUCAGGAACUUGCUA
Messenger RNA from Motacilla alba alba, 1489 nucleotides. RefSeq names its product bone morphogenetic protein 2-like. Gene Ontology annotation, molecular function: growth factor activity; cytokine activity. NCBI's taxonomy places the organism in Eukaryota, Metazoa, Chordata, Aves, Passeriformes, Motacillidae. Gene Ontology annotation, biological process: SMAD protein signal transduction. The coding region runs from base 1 to 1233 and encodes 410 amino acids. The transcript has 5 exons. The record is from RefSeq and is a predicted model, not a curated record. Gene Ontology annotation, cellular component: extracellular region.